AAUGUGCACAAGGUAGCAAGUCUCUCUGGAUUUUUUGGUUCCGUGGAAACUAUCUCUAAGUUGAAGUGGCCUAAGAAUGGUUAUAGAAAGCUGAAACCAGUGAAUCAUUGUCAAGAAACGGAUAAUGCACUAUUACCAUCAGCUGGAUUGAAUGGGGGUAUCAAUGCAUACUAUGAAAAAAGUAAGACUUGCCUUCAUAAUUAUGAGGAAUCUUAUGAUAAGCAACUCCACGGGUGGUACGGGGCUUUGCAAAGGCAGCUUCAAAGAUCUCAAUACCAAAUGCAAUACAAUCG
Molecule: messenger RNA, 293 nt
Organism: Vigna umbellata (rice bean)
Lineage: Eukaryota; Viridiplantae; Streptophyta; Magnoliopsida; Fabales; Fabaceae
Source: RefSeq, a predicted model, not a curated record